This is a messenger RNA of Soboliphyme baturini, 384 nucleotides long. NCBI's taxonomy places the organism in Eukaryota, Metazoa, Nematoda, Enoplea, Dioctophymatida, Soboliphymatidae. The record is from the annotation of a GenBank genome assembly.
AUGCUUCUCAUAAACCCAGAACCCCGCAAUUCCGUUGACGAAGUACUACAGCAUCCGUGCGUUAACGUGUGGUUCGAUGAGGUGGAAAUCAAUGCAGGCAUUGGAGCGUUGCAGCAGCGUGCUUUCUGGACCUUCAUCGACUUCGCACACGCCGUCAAAGAAGAGCAGUUCGAAAGAUGUCGAUCGCCAGGCGGCACCAGCAGUGUGCGUGAAAUAGGCUCAGAGAGGCGGUGCGGGGCGUUUUUCGACGAAAGUCUGAAAGUGAGUGCGAGUGAGCAGCAACUCGUCGUGUUCACCACCACCACCACCGUUGUGUCCACAAGAAAAUACAAACUCUGUCUAGAGGCCGAACAUGCCGCAGAUCUGGGGCGUCAGAGUGGAUAG